CAUAAGGAGCCCGGCUGACCAGGCGAGACGCCGGCUUUUCAGAAGUAGAGCUCCCGACCCCGCGUCAUAACGUAGUCUUAGUGGCACGCUCCCGAUCGGAAACUGACUUUUUCUCAACGCACCCCCGGAUAAUAACUCAAUCGCAUAAUCAUGCUCGAGAAACAAGCUAUACGAUUGGCCAGCAGGGUCCCAUCUGUGUUCCACUCACUGCGAUAUUCAUCCAUAGGUCUUCCCCAAGAGAAAGUUGAACCGAGUUUUAUUCCGACCGAUUCAAAUCUCCACCGUAUUGAACCAAUGAGCAAACACCCCAUGGAACUCUUCAAAGCAUGGUACGGAGAUCACGUUCAGCUCAACCCUAACAACCUGAUGGCGAACGUUCUAUCUCUCUCAACAGCUACCAAGUCUGGACGCGUAAGCAAUAGGACUCUCAUUCUCAGACGACUGGAUGAGGACGGGUUCGUCAUUAUGACGGACGGUAGAAGCAAAAAGUCAGCAGAGUUGGCUGAAAACCCGUUUGCGGCGAUGUCAUUUUUAUGGUUGUGCAUGAAAGGACAAGCGUGUCUUUCCAGACAGGUGAGGAUUGAAGGGAAAGUGGAAGCGCUGGAUGAGUCCAACUGGAUUGACAUCUACGAGAAGGAACCGUUGUUCUGCAAAAUUCGAGCUCACAUUUGUAACCAGGGCCGAGAAGUGGAGUGGAGAGAUCUGAAAAAUCACCACGACCAGCUCUUGAAGGAGGUCGAAGAAGGCAAUAGAGAAUUGGAAAAACCUGCUCACGUAGUCGCCUACAAGCUCCACCCAGACAUGAUAGAGUUCUACGAGUCGUUCGGUCUGACGAUCGGCGACCGACUCCUCUACCGGAAACAGGACGAUAAUUCGUGGAGAGUGUCCCGUAUCGCCGCCUGAAUCCAUCGACCCACCUAGCAAAGGAGCUCAUCCUACACCGAAGCGUCGUCGACGAAGGCCCAAACGUCCGUCGACAACCGAAACCUUCGCCAACGAUCCACCUAUUCGUCGACGAUCCCACUAUUCUCUCGUGCCAAAUCCACGUUCGCUGUAGCCAGCAAUGUCGAACAGCGGCGAGGCGUGAAUGAUCGAUUAUCGAUGUUUCCUCAUUUGAAGCUACGGCAAACAAUCGAUUAUUAAGGUGUUCGUUGCGAACACCCUGUUUAUCGAUCCUUUUCCAUAGGUUUAAAUGGGGAAACAUCGAUAAUCGAAGCACGCCACGCUACUGAUGUCGAAUAACCUAGAGAGUGGGGUGAGAUCGUCGUCUCCCAAACAGAAGAACGUAACUCAAUGCCACGGUUGCAACAUCGACUUAAAAGCUAAUAAUUUUACAAGAACAUACAAAAGCAGUUUUGUGCCCAAAAUAUUUCUGGUUUCGUCGUUUUCCAGACGAGUUAGGUAACCCCGUUCCAGGGUUGUAAAAUUUACUUAAAAAUUAAAUUUUUUACAAGAAUGCACCUCUUACAUUUUGUUGUUUUGAAAAAUUUACUAAUUUUUGCAUAGAAUUAGAAGAAAAAUCAGUGAAAUCCUCAAUUAGAAAUUCCCCAAAUUCUCCCUGUGUAAUUGCAGUUUGUAUUGGGAACUUCGGAAACGUUGCAAUGAAGUUGGGUUUUUUUCUUGAGGAAAACGACGAUUUUUGAAUGAGAUCUGGAGAAAAAUCUGUGAAAUUUCCAAUCAGAAAUGUCCAAGAUUCUCCUGGUAAAAAUUCAAUUUGCGAAGAGAGAUUUGGCAAAAUUGUAAUAUAGUUGCUUUCUUCUGUGAAGGAAAUUACGAAUUCUGCGAAUAAUUGAUUUUACGUUGAUUUUUCGCUAACCUGUAAAAAGUGCCAUCGAAUAAACGAUUGAGUCGAACUGAAAAAA
Bemisia tabaci is the source of this 1862-nucleotide messenger RNA. Lineage: Eukaryota; Metazoa; Arthropoda; Insecta; Hemiptera; Aleyrodidae. The record is from RefSeq and is a predicted model, not a curated record.